AUGGCAGACUCCAGCACAGAGCCUAUCCUUCAUAGGACUCCGCCAGAGCUAUUAUCUUAUAUCGCAUCAUUCGCCGACAAUGAAGGUCUCAAUGCCAUCACCAGAGUCUCCAAGUUCUGUCGGGAGGCCUGUUCCCGUGUGGUGUUUAAGACGGUCCGCUUUCGGGAUACGCAUAAGCGUCUUUCGCGCGCCUUGGGUAUGUUUAUCGAUGGAAGGACAGACCAAAACAUGGCUCAAGUGCGGGAGCAUAUUCGCCACGCUACGAUUACGAUUAUUCAGAACUUCAGUGGAGAUUAUGUCGUCCCAGGUACUGGGACUGAACAUACUUCAGACUGGAGUAAUGACUGGGAUGUUCAGUCUCCAGCGGACGAUACACUGCCGCUACGCAUCCUUCAAUCAACCCAGUUGAUGGCGAACCUACGGAUUCUUGCUCUUGACCUUAGACAUUUGUCUCCAGCCCAGGUGGAUCCCAUGGUACUUGCCAUGUCACAGAGCAGCAAAUGGGAAACGGUUACGCAUCUGAAAUAUUUCGCCAGUGAUGAUCUCACAUUGGCUGCAAUUUCCCAUUGUGUUAGAGGCACUCUGCAGGCAUUGAGUAUUGAUGUGGAUAUUGAUUCACUGGCAUACAAGAGAGCUGUCAGGGAACACCGAGAACGAAGCCUCCCAGCUGAACCGUGCCGUCCGAUCACUACGAUACUCGCACGCGUUUCUUUUGACAGGAACCCCUGUAUUCAAUACAUGGGCGGAUUUGGCUGGACAGGCAAUGGUGCUACCUGGAGGGGGGCCCUUUGUUAACCUGGAACACUGUCGCCAACUGUUCUGCGGGACUGAUGGCGAGGGCGAGGGCGAGGAGGCGUUGUGGUGUACCAGCCGCGAGGUGCCCGGGACCGUAUGUUUCCAGUGCUUUUCUCGGCAAUAAUGAUCGGUCGUCCGAAGUCACUGCUCAACCUACCCG
Molecule: messenger RNA, 955 nt
Organism: Ilyonectria robusta
Lineage: Eukaryota; Fungi; Ascomycota; Sordariomycetes; Hypocreales; Nectriaceae
Exons: 2
Coding region: 1-795 (264 amino acids)
Source: RefSeq, a predicted model, not a curated record